AUGUCAAUCACAAGAGGAAUAUGUCAAAUAGUUGCAGUUUCAUUGCUUUUGGGAUCAUUGCAUGUGUAUUCCUUGGAAUGUGAAGAUGAUCGCUGCAAAACUGGGUUGUGCAACAGCAAUGGUGCUUGCAUUUGCAACCUCCCUAAUUCUUCCACCAUCUUAGAGGGUGAUCGAUCUUUUCUCGGGGGUAAGUUUUGUGAUGAAGAAAUGAUCAUGUGUGAUGGGACAAACUCCUUCUGGUGUGAAAAUGGGGCAAAUUGCGAGGAGAUUGUUCAAGGAGAAAAGUACUACUGCAAAUGUCGCCGCGGAUUUGCUGGAGAACAUUGUGAGCAGUCUGGAGCACCCUGUGGUCAGACUUUCUGUUUCCAUAAUGCUGAAUGCUUGGCUGAAGCAGGUGAUGUUUGUCAGUGUCCACUUGAAUGGAAAGGCAGUGCUGAUUGCUCUCUUCCAACCACAUCAGCAGAUUUUUACUCAAAUUCAACUGGCACCGAAUUGCCCAAAGUAAGCAGCAGCAGUGACAGCAAUAGAACACUGGUUGUCUUGGCAGUUUCUUCAGUGGGAGCAGCUGCUGCUGGUGCCAUUUAUGGAAAGAAACUAUUCAGCAAGAAAAAGAAAGAUGCAAUUAAGUUCCAGCAAUUAUCUGAAAUGCAGGAUAUUUUAGAUGAUGAUGAAGAUGAUGAAAGCCACAACAUUGUACCUGAGAGGGUGCAUGGUGAUAUCUCACACAUUUAGUUGGCAAAUCCUUUUCAGCAUAUGAACAUUUUAGGAUUCGUAGCCCAA
Messenger RNA from Abrus precatorius (Indian licorice), 780 nucleotides. RefSeq names its product delta-like protein C. Gene Ontology annotation, biological process: heterophilic cell-cell adhesion; establishment or maintenance of epithelial cell apical/basal polarity. The coding region runs from base 1 to 732 and encodes 243 amino acids. Gene Ontology annotation, cellular component: protein-containing complex; plasma membrane. The transcript is spliced from 4 exons. The record is from RefSeq and is a predicted model, not a curated record. NCBI's taxonomy places the organism in Eukaryota, Viridiplantae, Streptophyta, Magnoliopsida, Fabales, Fabaceae.